Molecule: messenger RNA, 393 nt
Organism: Zymoseptoria tritici IPO323
Lineage: Eukaryota; Fungi; Ascomycota; Dothideomycetes; Mycosphaerellales; Mycosphaerellaceae
Exons: 1
Source: RefSeq, a predicted model, not a curated record
AUGGCGCUUCCCACAGGACAGCUCGCGUUCCCGCCUCCGAAUGUACCGAUCGCUCCACAACCUAUGGAGGCAGUCCCUACUUCAUCAACAUGGUUCGAACCAAAUGCUGUGUCUCUUCCCACAGGGCAGAUGGCGCUUCCCACAGGACAGCUCGCGCUUCCGCCUGUGGAUGUACCGAUCGCUCCACAACCUAUGGAGGCAGUCCCUACUUCAUCAACAUGGUCCGUACCGAUCGUCCCAGAACCUAUGGAGGCAGUCCCUACUUCAGCAACAUGGUCCGGACCGAAUGCUGUGCCGCGCCUGGCACUUCCUCCAAAACUUGCAGCGGCCACCCAACACGGAAGCGUGACCUCACCUGCGCCGCAGAAACCUGCUCCUUCUCCAAACGUACCG